Molecule: messenger RNA, 1934 nt
Organism: Paraglomus brasilianum
Lineage: Eukaryota; Fungi; Glomeromycota; Glomeromycetes; Paraglomerales; Paraglomeraceae
Source: the annotation of a GenBank genome assembly
AAGACACAUUCAAUACUUUAUGGCAUGGCACCCCAGAACGAAAUGGUAUCCUUUCACGUCUUCAACAUCGUGCAUCAAAAGAUCGAACCUUGCACCCACUCCCUUUUUUGGCAUGUGGUCCAGGAACAGGAAAGAGCAGAUUCCUAGAGGAAGCUGCAAAUUUGAUUAUGCAUGAAGUAGAUAAUUCUAAUGAUAGUAACCUUAAGGCUGCCUUCUCUAAACUUGUUGCUGUUAACAUCACAUACGGAAAUGGCACUUCUGCAAGUCAAUAUGAUAAAACAAUUGGAGGUGAAGCAUCAAUAGCUGUUCGGCUACUUUAUCAGCAUUUUAUUAGUUGUGAUAAUCCAAAGAUUGAGUUUGAAGGAUUCAGUCAAGUGGGAAACAUGAGAGAACUGCGAUUGAGAACUGCUAUGGAACUUAUUGCUGAAGAUUUCCUUUCUGACACAUCAGAUAAUCCUACAAUAAUCAUCAUUGGCAUUGAUGAACUGAACUUACUCUACCAAAUUAAUCGAGAAACUCUUCGCCAGGUUGUGCAUGCUGUUGGAAGUCAAAGCUGUCGGGGUGCACCAAUUUUUGUCAUUUCUAUCCUAGCUGGUACAGUUCAAGGGCCUAUGGAGGAACUUGUUAAAGAAUCAACUUAUCUUCUUCUGCAUCUCCCACUUCCCCUCCUCACUGAUGUUGACAUGCUGUAUAUUGCUCAUUCUCUUCUGCCUGAUAAAUAUAUCCAUAGCAACUUUGUGUUUCGCCGUUGCCUUUCAGACAUAGGUGGAAUGGCUCGAGCCAUGGAAUGUUUCUUUAGUAAAAUCAUAGAGGAGAAACUUAGUAUUAACAAUGGAAAUGAAGCAGAAAUUACUGAAAACAAUGCAGAAAUUAUUGAAAAUGAAGCAGAAAUUACUGCUCUGGAUGCAAUUGAUUUAAUGAAAAUAAUACAAAGAUUGGUAGUUGACUUAACCACCAAAUAUCCCUUCAAAGAAUAUGCAAGAUUUGUCACUCCAAUGGUGGCACAUGCCAUUCUGGAAUUACCAAUCAAGGAUUCUGAUGGCUUUCAAGUCACAAAGCAGGAGGGUGACAAGACUAAUGAAUACUUUGUAACAUACAAGGAUAUUAAGUCAGCAGGUAUUAUCAAUCUUGACCUUGCUGAUUCAAAUACCAAUUUAUGGUAUAUCCGCCUUCCAUAUUUGUGGUUAUAUAUAAUUGUCUCAGAAGCUGGUGAGAAAUCACCUUUCAAAACCUGGCAAGGAUUCAUCGACCCUGAAAAGCCAAUAUAUUGGGAGGAAUGGGAGUCAUUCUGCAUGGAAUUCUGGGCUUUACGUUUGCGUCUUUUUUCUGCAAUCAGCAGUAACACUGACAAAAGGCACAGGAAGUUACACACACAGUAUACAAAUGUGUACAUCAAUGGCAAAGGGUCUGUGUGGGAUGGUUUUUCAUAUCUUCAUGGAGACUCUGAUCGGAUGCUUUUAUCUUUUCAAAUGAAGUUUGCUGAAUCUGACUCUAAAAAUCCUCAACAAAUCAGUGAGGAGCUAAUUGGCAAAGAAUUUGAUAAAGCUUCAAAUGCUUACAAACAGUUAUUGAAGACAAACAACUUUCCAAAAACAACACAAUGGGGUAUGCUUGUUUUAUCUAACGCUUUUCGAAAGCAUGAUGUGACUCAAGAUAAUCUUCCUGCACAAUGUGCUGUGGUUGACCGUUCAAAUUUCCAAGCCUUUUUUGGGCAAACUUUUGCCAGUCGUGCCCAGUUUGUAGCAGAAGGAUAUAAAAUUUAUAUCAAUAUGGCACCAUCCUACAUCCUUCAACUCAUUCCUAAAGUUGGGGAUGUCAUUGCAAGGGAGAUAAUUUCGAAUAGGAAAAGAAAGCGUUUUGAGAAUGUUGAUGACCUCCUUGCACGUGUUCCAAAGUUUCCCCGUAAAAGUACAGAGGCCAUUGUAGUACCAUAG